Syngnathus acus (greater pipefish) is the source of this 864-nucleotide messenger RNA. RefSeq names its product Rac family small GTPase 2 (gene rac2). Gene Ontology annotation, biological process: small GTPase-mediated signal transduction. The transcript has 7 exons. Gene Ontology annotation, molecular function: GTPase activity; GTP binding. The coding region runs from base 78 to 656 and encodes 192 amino acids. The record is from RefSeq and is a predicted model, not a curated record. Lineage: Eukaryota; Metazoa; Chordata; Actinopteri; Syngnathiformes; Syngnathidae.
GUUACAGCUUCCUGUGUUGUCACACGGUAUCUCGUCUUUGAGUGUGUGUGUGUGUGUUGAGUGUGAAGAGGCGCAGCAUGCAGGCCAUCAAGUGUGUGGUGGUCGGAGACGGGGCGGUGGGCAAAACAUGUCUGCUCAUCAGCUACACAACCAAUGCCUUCCCGGGGGAAUACAUCCCCACUGUCUUUGACAACUACUCGGCCAACGUGAUGGUGGACAGCAAGCCGGUCAACUUGGGCCUGUGGGACACAGCGGGCCAGGAGGACUAUGACAGACUCCGGCCGUUGUCCUACCCGCAGACGGACGUGUUUCUGAUUUGUUUCUCCCUGGUGAGUCCGGCUUCGCACGAGAACGUCCGAGCUAAGUGGUACCCAGAGGUACGCCACCAUUGCCCAUCCACGCCCAUCAUACUGGUGGGCACCAAGCUGGACCUGCGGGACGAAAAGGACACGGUGGAUAAGCUCAAGGACAAGAAACUGGCGCCCAUCACGUACCCGCAAGGUCUGGCGCUGGCCAAGGAGAUCGACGCCAUCAAGUACCUGGAGUGCUCGGCGCUGACUCAGCGAGGUCUGAAGACCGUAUUCGACGAGGCCAUCCGAGCCGUUCUUUGUCCUCAGCCCGCUAAAGUCAAGAAGAAGCCCUGCGUGCUCAUCUGACCUCAGAACAAAGUCCUUCAUUUUUCCAAUCAGAAGAUUAGCGCAAGCAGGUAUCGACCGAUGGCCUUCCUCAAGAACGUCGAACGCUUGAACGCACGCGAGAAAUGCCAGCAAAGUGGACGGACAUGAAGCUAAGCUGUGUCAAAGCUGAUGCUCACGCAAACGGAUGAGAAAAUAAAUGCUUCUUGCUGUCAUUUCAAAAAGAAAA